Molecule: messenger RNA, 564 nt
Organism: Cynoglossus semilaevis (tongue sole)
Lineage: Eukaryota; Metazoa; Chordata; Actinopteri; Pleuronectiformes; Cynoglossidae
Product: cytochrome c oxidase subunit 8B, mitochondrial
Exons: 2
Coding region: 152-364 (70 amino acids)
Biological process (GO): mitochondrial electron transport, cytochrome c to oxygen
Cellular component (GO): respiratory chain complex IV; mitochondrion
Source: RefSeq, a predicted model, not a curated record
UGUUCUCCUCCGUUAGAUGGCAGCAACUGUUUCCGGUACCGCCUCACGCCCAAGGAAAAUCAGCAGCAGAAGAAACGCACGUACAUAAGCACUUCCUUUCCUGCAGAAGCUACUACUAUUUUGACUCGAGUCAACUCCUUCAGAGACCAACAUGCCGAUUUUCCAAAGGAUGUUCGCGAGCCGUGUUGCUCAAACACUUCGGCAACACAACCUCACUCAGCGAGCCAACAUCACCGGCAAACCGGCUAAAGAAAACAUAGCCGCAGUUGAAACGGCCGUUGGAUUGGGUUUGUUUACCGUGGUCAUCCUGGGACCAGCAGGGUGGGUCCUGUCCCACCUUGAGGACUACAAAAAGAGAGAAUAAAUGUCUGGUGUCCAAUGUGAUCUUUCCUUCCCAUCCCAUCUACCAGCCACAACCUGAAGCCAUGCGCACACAAUUGGCUGAGAUUUCCACUCGGCAUCUUUGACCUCUCCUUUCUGUCAUUUAAACAAAGACUGGCACAUUUUAACUUGUAUGUUACAUGCAGCCCUGUAUGUUACAUGAAUAAAUACAACUAUAUUAAA